Molecule: messenger RNA, 552 nt
Organism: Penicillium samsonianum
Lineage: Eukaryota; Fungi; Ascomycota; Eurotiomycetes; Eurotiales; Aspergillaceae
Product: cupin domain-containing protein
Exons: 1
Coding region: 1-552 (183 amino acids)
Source: RefSeq, a predicted model, not a curated record
AUGGACACUCCAAUCCGUCGCGUUAUCGCAAGCCACGAUGCUCAGGGAAAGGCGUAUUUUGCUUCCGACGAAAUUUUGACGCCAUACGAUCCCACAACUGCUCCGGCAUUCUCAACACCGGGGCCUGACUCUGGAUUCGGGGUUAUCCAAAUCCACCGGUCGCGGGGCUUUCCAGUGGACAAUAUGCGCGAGCUCUCUGAUCCUCACAGAACUCUCGUCCCAUUGGCUGACACCAAGGGUCCUUCCUGUCGCAUAAUUGAUCUACCCCCGGCAGACGCAGGCUGGUUCCAUCGGACACUGAGCUUGGAUUACGCUGUGGUGUUAUCUGGCACCGUCGGAUUUAUCACAGAUGGAGGAGAAGAGAAGACCCUAAAUCAACACGAUGUCAUUGUCUGCCGCGGCGCAAACCACGAAUGGGUGAAUCGAGGUAAGGAUGUUGCUCGGGUCUUUGUGGUGGUUAUCCCUAGCAAGGAGAUUGUGACGGAAGAUGGGAAGAGAUUGGAGAAGACACCUGCGGGUGACAUUUAUGAUCCCAAGGAAGAGGAAGAUUGA